AUGGCAGUGGCCGACAGACGCCCGGACCGUGUUGCAGAGCCGCCGCACACCCUGGAGCCAGGCUCGGACAACAGAGAUGGUCACCUCUCAGUCUGUACAAAGGUGUGCUAUGGCAUUGGUGGGGUCCCCAACCAGGUGGCCUCCAGCGCCUCAGCCUUCUACCUGCAGCUCUUCCUACUUGAUGUGGCACAGAUCCCCGCUGCCCAGGUGUCACUUGCCUUGGUCGGAGGGAAGGUGUCUGGGGCAGUUGCAGACCCUGUGGCUGGCUUCUUCAUCAACAGAAGCAGAAGGACAGGAUCUGGACGGCUAAUGCCUUGGGCACUGGGCUGCAUGCCCUUGAUUGCACUGGCCUACUUCUUCCUGUGGUUCCUGCCCCCGUUUACCAGCCUGCGCGGGCUCUGGUAUACCACCUUCUACUGCCUCUUCCAGGCCCUGGCUACGUUCUUCCAGGUACCCUAUACGGCGCUCACUAUGAUCCUCACACCCAGCCCCAGGGAACGAGACUCUGCCACUGCAUACCGGAUGACCAUGGAGAUGGCAGGGACCCUGAUGGGAGCCACUGUCCAUGGGCUCAUUGUGUCCAGCGCCCAUGGGUCUCAGAGGUGUGAGGACACUGUGCACCCCAGAAGCCCUGCUGUCUCCCCAGAUGCAGCUCGCCUCUAUUGCAUUGCUGCUGCUGUGGUUGCGUUGACUUACCCUGUAUGUGGCAGUUUGCUGUGCCUAGGAGUGAAGGAGCAGCCAGCUGCUUCUGCCCCAGCCUCGGGUGAAGGCUUGAGCUUCUUUACAGGCCUGGCCAUCACUUCCCGGCACCCACCCUACCUGAACCUGGUGGUCUCCUUCUUGUUCAUCUCAGCUGCCGUCCAGGUGGAACAGAGCUACCUGGUCCUGUUCUGUACACACGCCUCCCGGCUACAAGAUCAUGUCCAGAGCUUGGUGCUAACCAUCCUGGUCUCAGCCGUGCUGAGCACUCCACUGUGGGAGUGGGUUCUCCAGCGAUUUGGGAAGAGGACAUCUGCGCUUGGGAUCUGUGUGAUGGUGCCUUUUUCUAUCUUGUUGGCUGCUGUGCCCUCUGCACCCGUGGCCUAUGUUGUGGCCUUUGUCUCUGGCGUGAGCAUUGCUGUGUCGUUGCUGCUGCCCUGGUCCAUGCUGCCAGAUGUGGUGGAUGACUUCCAGCGGCAGCACCAUCACGGCCCAGGCGUGGAGACUAUCUUCUACUCAUCCUAUGUCUUCUUCACCAAGCUGUCAGGCGCAGGAGCCUUGGGCAUCUCCACCCUCAGUUUGGAGUUUGCAGGGUAUGAGGCAGGAGCCUGCCAGCAAGCAGAAGAAGUGGUGGUCACCCUCAAGGUCCUCAUUGGUGCUGUGCCCACCUGUAUGAUCCUUAUUGGUCUGUGCAUCCUCCUGGUUGGCCCCGCUGCCAAGAUGCCACGCCAGGACGCCUCCCAGCUAAGCCUUCGGAGGAGGACUAGUUACAGCCUCGCCUGAGCUUUAAAGAGGACCUCUGUGAGCUGGAAGAGCAGAAACCUUCAUUUCCUGGAACUAUCUUUGCAGCCCCAACCCACUCCUAGCACAUGCUGGCAACUUGUUACAGAGUAAUUUUCCUUGUUCAUGGAGACUUUAGUGACAUCUCCUAAAGGGCCUGGCCCAGGUCCAGGAAUCCUACCCGACCCCUCCUUGUCUGUUGAACCUGGACCCUUUUAGGC
Molecule: messenger RNA, 1700 nt
Organism: Acomys russatus (golden spiny mouse)
Lineage: Eukaryota; Metazoa; Chordata; Mammalia; Rodentia; Muridae
Gene: Mfsd2b
Product: MFSD2 lysolipid transporter B, sphingolipid
Exons: 14
Coding region: 1-1482 (493 amino acids)
Biological process (GO): carbohydrate transport
Cellular component (GO): membrane
Molecular function (GO): sphingolipid intramembrane carrier activity; symporter activity
Source: RefSeq, a predicted model, not a curated record